AUGGCGGGUGACGCGUCUGAGCCCAAGGCCGGGCGUGACAAUGUUCACCAGGAGAACAAUAUAACCAACGAACUCAGUGAGGCUGAGAAGCAAAUUGAAAAGAGGCUUGUUCGCAAACUUGACCUCUUGAUCCUCCCCUUGAUUGUGCUCUCGUUUUUCCUUAACUGCAUAUACCGGGCUAACUAUGGCGCCGCUCGACUUCAGCAUCUAGAGUCGGACCUCCACAUGUCCGAUUCGCAAUUUCAGACCGGAUUGAGCGUUUUCUACGCCGGAUACCUUCUAUUCCAAGUUCCCUCGAACAUGCUGCUCAACUAUCUUGGCCGGCCGUCAUGGCAUAUGGGGAUCUCGAUUCUCGCUUGGGGCUUGGUCACUAGCUGCACAGCUGCAGUCAACACCUACGGCGGACUUGUAGCCUGCAGAAUGCUUUUAGGCUGUGUUGAGGCACCGCUAUACCCCGGAAUAAUGUUCUAUCUCUCGAAAUGGUAUAAAAAGACAGAGCUUACUCUCCGCAUCAGCAUAUGCUUUGCCGCUGGACUCACUGCCACUGCGACUGGCUCUCUGAUAGCUGCGGGCAUUUCGAGCGGUUUAGACGGUGCUCAUGGACUUUCUGCGUGGCGGUGGGUGUUCUUGAUUGAAGGCAUAGGUUGGUCUUUUAGUAUCAAGAAAAGAUAUCGGACUUAUAUUAUUUCGUUAGUUUCCAUCUGCGGAGGAUUCCUCUUCAUCGCUAUCCUGCCUGAUUUUCCACAUACCUGGACUGCGUUAUCGCCUGAAGCGACAGAAGUCGCAAUCCGACGGUUGACCCUGGAAGCCUCACAAAGCGACAUCGACGACGACAGCAUGUCCCUAAUUGAUGGACUUAAGCUAGCACUGCUGGACAAGAAGCUGUACAUCAUGACAGCCAUCAGUACGUGCAUUAUCGGGGCCAUUGGCUGUCAGGGCUUCUUUCCCACAAUGACAGCAACGCUAGGUUAUAACCCUAUAAUCUCCCUCCUCCUCGUCGCCCCUCCAUACUUCUUCACAGCCAUCUACAGCUGCAUCCACAGCUACCUCAGUGACCGUUCAGAAAACCGUUUCUGGUACAUGAUAUAUCCUGCCCCUAUCACCAUCGCCGGAUUCGUCAUCUUCAUGUCGCCAACCACCAGUAUCGGACCGCGGUACUUUGCUAUGUUCCUCAUGCUAUUUAUAUACAGCAUAAAUAGCACGGCUGCUGCCUGGAUCGCGACGUCGAUUUCCAGACCCCCUGUAAAGCGCGCCGCCGCUUAUGGAGUGGUUAGUAUGGUAUCUAAUACGUCUGCGCUAUGGACACCGUACACCUACCGCGCACGCGACUCGCCUCACUUUCGGUUGGCGUUAGGGCUUGUUACGGGGAUGGUGGUUACAGCUGUGGCGUUGAGUUUCUUGCUUCGGGUGAUACUGCUUCGCGAGAAUAGGCAUCUUGACGAGGUGGAUCGCCAGAGGGCAGUCACUGGAGGGACGGAAUAUGAGAAACCGAAACAGGGGACAUUCAGAUAUACGGUCUGAGCUGGGCGUUUUAUACUUGUGCUCAAUAACCCUGGGCCAUUAUACAGCUGGGUCUUGAAUUAGCUCAGUAUUCUCAGUUAUCAGCUGCAGUGCGGCAUGGAUAACUAUUAUGAAGUGACUAAAUCAGCUAUCUUGCAGGUUAAGUAGUUAAGCAAUGAUAUUGCCUUCAAUAUUAUUGUAUUCACGUC
Molecule: messenger RNA, 1709 nt
Organism: Aspergillus versicolor CBS 583.65
Lineage: Eukaryota; Fungi; Ascomycota; Eurotiomycetes; Eurotiales; Aspergillaceae
Exons: 5
Coding region: 1-1521 (506 amino acids)
Biological process (GO): transmembrane transport
Cellular component (GO): membrane
Molecular function (GO): transmembrane transporter activity
Source: RefSeq, a predicted model, not a curated record